Sesamum indicum (sesame) is the source of this 902-nucleotide messenger RNA. Its product is annotated as H/ACA ribonucleoprotein complex subunit 2-like protein. Gene Ontology annotation, molecular function: RNA binding. NCBI's taxonomy places the organism in Eukaryota, Viridiplantae, Streptophyta, Magnoliopsida, Lamiales, Pedaliaceae. The record is from RefSeq and is a predicted model, not a curated record. Gene Ontology annotation, cellular component: nucleolus.
CUAAAACCCUAAUCCCCAUCCCCAAAACCUUCACUAUCUUCUCUGUGCUCUGCUUCUUUCCUACCAACAUAGAAGCGAUGGGAAGCGACAGCGAGAUUGAAAGAACAGCGCAGAAAGAGAGGGAGAAGAAAAAAAUGUUGGCUCUCGCCCCCAUUGCCAAACCACUCGCCGGAAAAAAGCUCUGCAAACGCACCCUCAAGCUUGUUCGUCGAGCUGCGGAGCAGAAGUGCUUGAAGAGGGGGGUUAAGGAGGUGGUUAAGAGCAUUCGCCGCGGGAACAAAGGGUUAUGUGUUAUAGCAGGGAACAUAUCACCUAUAGAUGUCAUCACUCAUGUUCCAAUCUUAUGUGAAGAAGCUAACAUUCCAUACGUCUACGUACCGUCAAAGGAAGACCUUGCUAAUGCCGGAGCCACAAAGAGGCCGACUUGCUGUGUUUUGGUGCUGACUAAGCCCACCAAAGGGGAACUUGGCCAGGAGGAACAAGAAAAGCUGAAAGGAGACUAUAACGAGGUUGCAUCAGAAUUAUCCGAACUGGCUAACUCAAUGUUUUGACAAGGAGGCAUUGCACGAUGAAGUUUGUAUUCCAAAUUACAUCUCUUGGGCUUGUAAACCUCUUUUGAGCUAAUGCAUCUUUCUCUUGCACUGCUCCUUCCUCUUGGAACAUAUAUUGCCAUGAAGGUUGAUGAUUGUGUCUCAGGGUAGUUAGUGUGUUUGAAAAAUCGAAGAAUGAGGUAUAAGUUUCUUGAUGGGGUAACUGCUAUAGGAAUUUAGAUGUUAUCUCGUUAUUUUCAUCACAGGAAAAUUGAUAAAAGCGUGUGAAGACUGACUUAAUCUUAAGGCUGGACAGCAGUUGCUGCAGCCCACGUUUCUUCUUGAGUAGAAUCUUGCACUGUUAAUUUUGUA